Molecule: messenger RNA, 1146 nt
Organism: Gongylonema pulchrum
Lineage: Eukaryota; Metazoa; Nematoda; Chromadorea; Rhabditida; Gongylonematidae
Source: the annotation of a GenBank genome assembly
AUGAUUGCUUAUGGUGAUUUGAAAACGGGCGAUGUGGUGUGGGCACCGUACAGACGCUUUCCUGAAUGGCCUGCACUGGUUCGCUGCGUUUAUCCAAAGAAAGUUACGUUCACGUUCUUACCAAUAAGCGAGGACCCAAAUGCGAAAUCAUCAGUGUUCAACUGCCCGCCACACAAACUUCGCCUCCUCACCGGCAGCGAACCGUUGCCGGCUGGUGCAAAAAAGGAUAUGAGAGAUGCAUACAAAGCAGCACUUGAAAUACUGAAAAAGAACGGCCUGCUAAGAGAAGAGCGUCAGCUGUCAGAAGAAUUGCCACUUCUGAAAGCGAGCGAAAUCAACAAGCAGAGUGUACUGGGCGAAUUGUUCGAGAAAACCAAGAAGGGUAGUGACGUGGCGAGUAACGGCGACACAGCAAGCAGCGGAGGCGCAUCUCACGUCUGGAACGUUGGUGAGGUUGCGUGGCUGAACACGCCCAAUCAUUCCGAAUGGCCAGUUGUCAUUCGUGAGCUGAAGAAGAAAUUUGCAAUGGUAGACGCGUUUCCACUGAAGCUGAAUUGCAAGCCGGAGCGCUACCCGUUAAGCGCAUGUCACAGAUUCGAUCUUAGUGGCAAAAACCUCGAAGCCGCGAUCAAAAGGGAGCGGAAUUAUGAAUUACGACUGGCACUGCAAAGUGUGCUGAAGUAUUUCAAACGGCGAGAAAAAGUAAGCAAUGUGGAGGAAUCGGACACAGAAGAGGACUAUGGUGAUUCGAAGGUUGAAGUUGCAAGUGAUGGCGACAGACAGCUGGCAAAAACCAGGGGCUUGGGUGGACUGGAAGAGGAAUUAGAAUCGGGUGAUGAGGACGAUGAUGUUGACCUGCUUACUACAUUGAAAAAAGGCGAAGGAAAACGCCGAGGGAAACGGCGUUUGGAGAAAUCGUCAUCGCCUGAAUUCAAAAAGAAACAAAAAUUUUCGGAGGUUGUGAAGGACUUGGAAACAGAGAUAAAUGAAAAGUUGGACAGUCUUGGCAAGGGCGAUCUGGCUUGGAUUAAUCGAGCUCGCAGCGGUCGCAUUGUCAAAUGGCCUGUUGUUGUAUGUUUUUUUCUUGUUUUCUUAGCACCGUUUCGAUCACGUACGUCAGGACAAAAAGCUGGGCUUGACGUAUGA